Prosopis cineraria is the source of this 1276-nucleotide messenger RNA. RefSeq names its product PP2A regulatory subunit TAP46-like. Gene Ontology annotation, cellular component: cytosol. NCBI's taxonomy places the organism in Eukaryota, Viridiplantae, Streptophyta, Magnoliopsida, Fabales, Fabaceae. The record is from RefSeq and is a predicted model, not a curated record. Bases 402 to 869 code for a protein of 155 amino acids. Gene Ontology annotation, molecular function: protein phosphatase 2A binding. Gene Ontology annotation, biological process: regulation of dephosphorylation; regulation of signal transduction. The transcript has 6 exons.
UGGUGUGUGGAAAAAUACUUAAUUUGCCCCCAGAGACAAGGAAGCAAAUCCUUUACCACUAGAAGCCGCCCAUCUCGUACUACUGGUCAAUCAUAUGUGUGUGGCUUCCGACUUCCGAGUUUUGAAACUCCAGGGCCUCGUUCUCAUGCCGUGCACCCUUCCGCAGUCAAUGGCCACGCUCGCGGGUUCGAGUUCUCUCGGUCUAUCGGCCAGGUUGGCCUUCCUUCUUGAACUUUCGCUUCCUCUGGUCUCACAACUUUCAUUUAAACGGAGAGCGCGCUUUUCAGAAUAGUACCGAACUCCUCCUAAUUUCUAUCCAAUUUCACCCGCAGAAUUUUGAGGGAAUCUGACUAAUUAGGCCUUACUACACGGCUGUUCAUUUUUACUUUGAUUUAUUCGCAAUGGGUGAAUGCAAAAUGGAGGACGUGUCACUGCCAUCUGUCUUCGAGCAAGCCCGAAGGGUUCACACAACAGCAACGGAGUCUGGGGCUGAUCAGGAGGUUGUCAGGAAAGGCUGCGAGGUACUGAGGAAGUGCGAAGACAUGAUAAAUAAGCUGGGUCUGUUCUCGGCUAAUGAGACCAAAGAUGAUAUUAGUACCACGAGUCUCAAGUAUAUUCUGGUGCCAUUUUAUCUAGCUGAGUUAACUGGAAAAAUAGCACAAGAUGACAGGAUACAGAUUCUUAAGGCUUCCCAGGCAAAGCUAAAGGACUUUCUCUCAUUUUGUGAAGCAAUGGAGCUUGUCCCACAAGAGGAGUUAGAAUCUUAUAAGCAAGGGGCACCAAAAUCUGUUGCUGAUCAGAGGGCCAGAAAGAUUGCUAGAUUUAAAUGUCAAAGAGCUGUAGAGUCAAAAUUGCUGGAAAUAAAGUAGCAAAAGGAGAGGCGUGGCUGUUCUACCAAAGCCGCUGCAUUGUCUGCCCCUGUUGAGGCAGGAGAAGAAGAAGUACUGGAUGACGGUGGAGAAGAAGGAAGAGAGGUUUUCUUCUCAUUCCUUCAUGCUUUAUGUGUAAAUGAUACCAUUCUUCUGGAGCUCGUGUUGUAGUUUGUCAGUUCAUAUUUACAGCAUAUACUUUUUUUCCCUCUGAUUGGAAGGUGCUUCAUGGAACAAAUUCUGGGCAACUUUUCCACCGGGUCAUUUUGAUUUUCUUUGAUUGUAACCGAUGGGCUAUAAAUCACUUAAGAUUAUAUUGUAUCUUCUAGCCAUCGAAUUUUGCCAAAUAAUGGCUAUUUCUGACUUUGUGGAAUCAAUAUUGGCUCGAUAAUUUAGCCUUGAACAAA